This is a messenger RNA of Blastomyces gilchristii SLH14081, 228 nucleotides long. RefSeq lists its product as uncharacterized. The record is from RefSeq and is a predicted model, not a curated record. Lineage: Eukaryota; Fungi; Ascomycota; Eurotiomycetes; Onygenales; Ajellomycetaceae. The transcript is spliced from 2 exons. The coding region runs from base 1 to 228 and encodes 75 amino acids.
AUGAAGAGAGAGAGAGAGAAGAAGAGUGUUACUCAGGAGCUGACAGAGAAGGAGGGAAUUGAGGCCUUAUUCAGGUCUCAAAUGCGCUCCAUGAUCCAGGACAUUGAGAAGGCAGCCCUGCUCUCUGAGCAUGUCAAUCUGCUUACUGCUGAGAUGGAACCUGAGACAGCAGACCAGAAAAUGCAGAAUUUUGAGAUGCAGAUUGACCUGGCUGAGAAGAAGCAGUGA